AUGAGUUCGGUUUCUAGUAUUGGAUCGAAUGAUAUUGACAAUAGUUCAAUGCUACUGGAAGUUAAUUUGCGCCGAAAGAACGAGCAAGACGAUGGUAGGGAUGAAUCUGCGGUCUUAAAUGAAGAUGAUGAGGGCAGCAGCAGCACAUAUACAUUGAAGAGAAGUGAUUCAUCGGCCAGUGUAUCGUUUAUUGAUUUAUCCAAGUUGUUAUUUUUAUCGGAUUUUGACUUUGGGUUUGAUGUGGAUAUGGUGAGUGAUUCGACCAAGAAGAAGUUCAACAAGAUGAAAGAAAAGACGAAACAGAGAUUUCAACAACUCAAGGAUGAGGCAAGAAAGACCGACUCGAAUACAGAGUUGAUGAAGCUCAAUGAGAAUUUCAUGGCCCAUGUGGGGAAAUUUGACAAGAGACUUCACGAUAGCUUGCGUUCAUCAGCUGCUGAGAAGUUGUUCUAUGCGUUGGCCAUAUCUUUGAUUGCCACAUGCGGGUUUUUGAUAGGGAAAUAUCCGCAAUGGUUCCAUGUCUUUCACACGGCUUUGUUCUGUGUGUUGAUGCCUAUCAGGUUCUACACGUAUUUCAAGCUUUCAUUUCAAUACUAUUUGGCGGAUUUGUGUUACUAUGUCAAUUUAUUGUUAAUUUUAUUUAUUUGGGGAUUCCCAGACUCGAAACCACUCUUCGUGUCGGUGUUUUCGUUGGCCAUGGGAACGUUAUCGUUUGCGGUCAUUACGUGGAGAAACUCGCUUGUAUUACACUCGAUCGAAAAAUCCACCAGUUCAUUUAUACAUAUUAUGCCCCCAGUAACGUUGUUCGUUAUUGUGCAUGAAUUGCCAGAGGAAUACAGGGCCGUCAGAUUUCCAGCUGUGGCCAGUAUUGAUCGCUGGAACUUUAUCAACGGUAUAAUUUGGACCUCCAUAUAUUACACUCUUUGGCAAGUGUGUUACCACUACUUUAUCACUAUCAAGAGAAAAGAACAGAUUGAAAAGGGUAAAGUGACUUCAUUCACCUAUCUCAAGAAGAAAAACAAGAAUGAUCCAUUGGGCAAAUUUGUCAAUUCUUUGCCAUAUACGUGGAUGCAAAUCACUGCCUUUACGUUAAUUCAAUUUGGAUAUCAAAUUUUGACCAUGAGUUUUUGCCCAAUUUGGUUCAGAUAUAAGCAUGCUUGUGGUGCAUUCAUGCUGUUCAUAUUUAUAUGGGCGUCAUAUAAUGGUGCUACAUAUUAUAUUGAUGUUUUCGGUAAGAGAUUAGAGAAAGAAGUUGAAAAGUUGAAAAUGGAAGUAAUCGAGUUACAGCAGAAGAACAAUGAACGCGAAGACGACAAACCUAAGGCUCAAGCAGAUUUUGUCCAACUGGAACGUGAAUCACCAGUCAUUGAUCCAAUAGGUUAA
This is a messenger RNA of Debaryomyces fabryi, 1383 nucleotides long. RefSeq names its product glycerophosphocholine acyltransferase. The transcript has a single exon. NCBI's taxonomy places the organism in Eukaryota, Fungi, Ascomycota, Pichiomycetes, Serinales, Debaryomycetaceae. The coding region runs from base 1 to 1383 and encodes 460 amino acids. The record is from RefSeq and is a predicted model, not a curated record. Gene Ontology annotation, biological process: phosphatidylcholine biosynthetic process.